Molecule: messenger RNA, 837 nt
Organism: Williopsis jadinii
Lineage: Eukaryota; Fungi; Ascomycota; Saccharomycetes; Phaffomycetales; Wickerhamomycetaceae
Gene: TIF35
Product: translation initiation factor eIF3 core subunit g
Exons: 2
Coding region: 1-837 (278 amino acids)
Cellular component (GO): cytoplasm; eukaryotic translation initiation factor 3 complex
Molecular function (GO): translation initiation factor activity; RNA binding
Source: RefSeq, a predicted model, not a curated record
AUGUCUCAGCAAGGAACUUGGGCGGACGACGUUGUUGAGAACCAACCUCUCAUCACCACGAAUGAGGACGGUACGAAGACCGUCAUAACGUACAGAAUAAACGAAAAGGGCCAGAAGAUCAAGGUCACACAGAUAGUCAAAGAGAUCAUCGUCAAAGAGAGCGUCAACAAGGAAGUUGCAAAGAGAAAACAGUGGGCCAAGUUCGGAGAAGAGAAGAACGCUGCUCCUGGCCCAGACUACAGAACCACCCAAGUUGGUGAGGAAGUGCAUCUCAGAUUGGGUACCGCAUGGAAGACUGCUGAGAAGGAGGCGGAAGAGAAGAAAGCUGAGGAGUCCAUGCUUUCUGCAAACACACGUGCAAUUACGUGUAGAUACUGUAAGGGACAGCAUUUCUCCUCCAAAUGUCCAUUCAAGGACUCGCUUGCAUCCUUGGAACCUGAUCCAAUGGACGAAUCCUCGGAAGCUGGCGCCGCAGCACUUGCUUCCCCAUCAGCUCCUGGCAAAUACGUCCCACGUCACUUGCGUAACGGUGGUAUCUCUGCCUCCGGCGAGUCGUCUCGUGAACGUGAUGAUUCCUCAACAUUGAAGAUUGCCAACUUGAACGAAAUGGUUGACGAGGACAUGCUGAGAAACCAAUUGCUCUAUCCAUUCGGCCCAUUGGUCAGAGUCAACGUUGUAAGAAACAGGGAAACAGGAAGAUCAAGAGGUUUGGCAUUUGCACAGUUUGCAUCUGAGAGUAGCGCACAGAGGGCCCUCGAUGCCUUGGACGGUAAGGGUUUCCACUCUUUGAUUCUCCAAGUAGGCUGGUCAAAACCAAAGAAACCACAACAGCAGUAG